AUGUCGCAACAUAGUUUCACAAAGAUCGGCGUCAUAGGCGCGGGCUCUAUGGGCUCCAAUAUGGCCAUGCUCUUUGCCGAGAAUGACAUGGACGUCUCCGUUUUCGACACAAAGCCCGAGAACAUUGACAACCUCACGACCGUCUUCCGUGACGGCCUCGAUGCCAAGUACCACACCCGCAUCGCGUCCUUCAAAGAGUACCGUCUAUUCAUGGAGAGUCUCGGCGGCGCGUCCGUACCCAAGCUCCUCGUGCUUAGCAUUCCGCAUGGCAGCCCGGCAGACGAGGUGCUCAAGGACGCGCGCCCAUGGCUCACGCGCGGUGACGUGAUCCUCGAUGGUGGCAAUGAGUGGUACGAGAACGCGCAGCGCCGUCAAAAAACCCUCCAGCCGCAGGGAAUUUCAUACCUAUCCAUGGGCGUGUCAGGCGGGUAUCAGAGCGCGCGUCAUGGGCCCAGUAUCUCGCCAAGUGGGGACAAGACCGCCCUCGACGCCGUCAUGCCCCUGCUGGAGCGCUUUGCCGCGAAGGACCCGAAGACGGGCCUGUCGUGUGUAGUGAAUAUGGGCCCUGCGGGCUGCGGGCACUACGUGAAGAUGGUGCACAACGGUAUCGAGCAGGGUAUCUUGGGCAUUGUGAGCGAGGCUUGGGAGCUGAUGUACAAAUGUUUACACAUCAAGCUGGACGACAUCGCAAUGAUCUUCAAUAAGUGGGGGUCUGAGGGCGAGCUAAAACGCAAUUUUUUGAUCAACAUCGGGGCGGAUAUAUGCGGUCGCCACCAUCCGGAAGGCCCGCCAAGCCAUGUACUGAAUGAGGUGCAGGACAAGGUCGUGCAAGAUGCUGAUGACUCGGAAGGUACUGGUGUAUGGUCCGUAAUGGAAGCCGCACGCCGCCACGUCUCCGCGCCCACGAUUUCCAGCGCGCACUUCUUCCGUAUCGCGUCCGCGGACCGCUCACAGCGGCUGUGCGUCGUCGAGAACCUCGGGCAGGAUCUGGGCGCUGCACGAAAGCAGCAGGUCGACGACGGGUUCCGUGACAAUUUCUUGGAGGAUCUACGCCUCGCGGUGUACUGUGCAUGUCUAGCGUCGUUUGUGCAAGGACUUAACUUGAUCGCGCGCGCGAGCGAGGAUGAGGGCUGGGAAGUGGGCCUCGCCAAUUGCAUCCGGAUCUGGCGUGAGGGCUGCAUCAUCCGCUCGGAGUACAUCGCGGAUCUUUUGCAACCGGUGCUGGAGAGGGAGGGCAAAAUCAUGAAUGUGCUCACGUUAAAGCCCGUGGGGGACGAGAUCCGUCGGACGUUCCCUGCGCUGAAGCGGGUCGUGGCUACCGCACUGGAGUGGAACGCUCAUAUCCCAACGUUGAGCGCGAGCCUCGAAUAUUACAAGUAUUGCGCGGGGAUACACCUGCCGAGCCAAUUCAUGGAGGCGGAACUUGACUACUUUGGGGCGCAUUCAUACGACAAGAAGUCCGAAGGGCCCGGAGAGGUCAAGAAAGGCAAACACCACUUUGAAUGGAAACCAGCCUGA
This is a messenger RNA of Postia placenta MAD-698-R-SB12, 1518 nucleotides long. RefSeq lists its product as hypothetical. Gene Ontology annotation, biological process: pentose-phosphate shunt; pentose-phosphate shunt, oxidative branch. Gene Ontology annotation, cellular component: cytosol. The transcript is spliced from 6 exons. Gene Ontology annotation, molecular function: phosphogluconate dehydrogenase (decarboxylating) activity; NADP binding. The record is from RefSeq and is a predicted model, not a curated record. NCBI's taxonomy places the organism in Eukaryota, Fungi, Basidiomycota, Agaricomycetes, Polyporales, Adustoporiaceae. The coding region runs from base 1 to 1518 and encodes 505 amino acids.